CCUCAACAGCACAGAGAUCCAACCAUGGCACCAGCAAUCACUGCAGCAAUGACCAGCUCUCAGGAGCAUCUGAUGCUGAACCACAAGCUCAGAAAACCUCAGGUGGAGAAACUACGCAGAGAGCGAAUCAACAGCAGUAUCGAACAGCUCAAGUCUCUCCUGCUGGGUGCAGAGUUCCUGAAACAGCAGCCAGACUCCAAGUUGGAGAAAGCAGACAUCCUGGAGAUGACUGUUUGCUUCCUGAGACAACUGCAGAAGCAGCAUCCAGAUGUGGACUCAGGGGCUGUUGAGCUGGGGUAUUCCAGAUGUGUUCAAGAGGCUGUGCACUUCCUGUCCAAAGAUGAAGUGAAGACACAGUCCCAAAGAAAACUUCUGAAGCAUUUCAGCACGAUGCAGUCUUUCUCCAUGAAGAUCUUGAGAAAAGCAGACUUCUCUCCUCAGAGCUCAACAGAGCAAGGUAGCGUCAGUAAAGACAAGAAUCCGCUCCACAGCCCCCUCUGGAGGCCGUGGUAGACGCCUACAGCACGGAGUUCCCACAAGAGAAACUUAGACCAUAUUGGUCUAAAAAAACAUACUGGACUAAAUUCUUUUUUUAAAUCAAAUUAUUUCUGUUUAAAAAGAACAUGCUAUAUAUU
Messenger RNA from Xiphophorus maculatus (southern platyfish), 635 nucleotides. Its product is annotated as transcription factor HES-5-like. Gene Ontology annotation, biological process: anterior/posterior pattern specification; regulation of neurogenesis; regulation of transcription by RNA polymerase II. Gene Ontology annotation, molecular function: RNA polymerase II cis-regulatory region sequence-specific DNA binding; protein dimerization activity; DNA-binding transcription factor activity, RNA polymerase II-specific. NCBI's taxonomy places the organism in Eukaryota, Metazoa, Chordata, Actinopteri, Cyprinodontiformes, Poeciliidae. The coding region runs from base 25 to 513 and encodes 162 amino acids. Gene Ontology annotation, cellular component: nucleus. The record is from RefSeq and is a predicted model, not a curated record. The transcript has 2 exons.